UUGGCCUACCCACUGGACAGGUCUGACCAACGACUGCGCCUGUACUAACUCAACGCAACUCUAUCAUCGCAUUGUGCCACCAAGCGUUCUACACUCAGCACAAGUGACAACCACAAAAAUUGCUAUACUCCACAAAUCUACUACAAUGAUCGCCUCACCCGCGUCAUCAGCGACGCUGGUCAGCCCAGAACCUUAUCACCGCCGGAAGCUCGACUUCAAUGUCGCCGCAAAGCCUAAGGGCCACCUCGAACCGCAUGUAAGCAACCUACCGCGACGAAGGGUGGCGAAAGGGAGGGCUAUCCUAGAGGAGAGCGAGAGCAACAGCAAGGGAAGCGCAAAAACACACUCUGCGCGCUCGCCCAGGGUUGAGGGAGAGCCUCAAUGUCAACACGCGAGCAUACAACCGUUGGGGGAAGAAACAGACGUGUUUGUCUCUUUUGAGGAUGUAGAGGAUUGGACUGGGGUCAAAAUUCGCGUCGAAGAUGAAGGAGAGAGCGAUCGAGGCGUACCGACUCUGUUACGCUCGGUUUUCCUCAAGCUGAUGAUGACCACGUCGGGAAAGAUUUUGGUUGUAGGGUCUGAGGGAAGAGUGAACGCAUUUGCUGUAGCGCUGGGGAUUCUUUGUCGGAGGAGCCGUAGGGAUGUCAUAAAGACAUACAUGGUACUGCAUGAUACGGGUGGAUUAGAGGAUUCUUGGAGGGGCUUGUUGAGUCGUGAAGGGUUAGAGUGGGUAGUCGGACAGCAGGAGUAGACAGACAUUGUAUUGAU
Messenger RNA from Desarmillaria tabescens, 768 nucleotides. RefSeq lists its product as uncharacterized. The record is from RefSeq and is a predicted model, not a curated record. The transcript is spliced from 2 exons. Bases 146 to 751 code for a protein of 201 amino acids. NCBI's taxonomy places the organism in Eukaryota, Fungi, Basidiomycota, Agaricomycetes, Agaricales, Physalacriaceae.